GGCUACUUCUAUGCUAGCUACACCUGGAGCUCUUCUUGUUUUUUCUUGUGGACACUAAAGCGGAGAUUUUUCCAGCUGUCAUGGAAAACCGACACAAGCGAGUGAAUCCAGAGCAAGAUGCCCUGGUGCACAUUGUGGCUUGCAGAGACAAACCCUUCCUAGAAGAAAGGUUCAUAGACUCCUUUAAAGGAAAGGGUGUCUUUACAAACAAAACCAUUAAAGCAUCUGCCUUUGUUGUCGAGUAUCGUGGGAAGAUCUUUCUUCGCAAAGACGGGAGGCCUAAGAAGAGAAGCGGUGAUACUUUGAAUGGUUUCUUAUAUGAGUUUACAUGGAAUGGAGAACAGUGGUGCGUUGAUGCUUCCAAAAACGACAAGACCCUUGGAAGGCUUGUGAAUGAUGAUCACAUAAGUCCAAACUGUGAAAUGAAGAAGAUCGUUUAUGAGGGGAAGCCACACUUGUGCCUCUUUGCAGUGGAAGAAAUACCUCAAGGCAAAGAGAUAACUUACAACUACGGCAGCUCCUAUUACUCGUGGCGUCCCAAGGAGUCACGUGAUGGACCAAGUACUUCAGACAAAAAAAUGUAUCAAAUUUCAUCAACACCCAAGAAAAGAAGAUUUAAAGACUCGGAUGAUGACAGCGAACUACCAGGUCCAAGUCAUGACAGUGACCACUCUGUUGAUCUUGGAAGGUCAUCCAGGGACAGUUCGCCACAUUCUGAGUCAGAUUCUCAAGAAAUGACGAAAAACUUCAGGAGAGUGUCAUCAAUUCAGGAGGAUGACACUUCGAGUUCUGAUGAUCAUGACUCGGACAAAGACAAGACGUACAAAGAAGACAGAUACAAAGGAGACAGAUCCAGUAAGGCUGGACUAAAAGGCGGAGGAACAUCUUUCACAAAGAAAAAUUACUGUUAUGUUUGCGGGAAAGGUUAUCACAAAAUUCCUCGGCAUCUUUCAAGGCACAUCGAUGAAGACCCUGAAAUCGCUGAAAUCUUUGCUUUACCCAAAAACUCAGCAGAACGUAAAAGUCUGCUGGCCAAAUUACGAAAAAGAGGAAACUACAAACAUAAUCAAGAGGUUCUGAGGAGUAACACAGGACCGCUAAAAGUGGGAAGACGAUCAUCCCGCUAUGUAAUGACUGCUGAAAAUUUUGUGCACUGCAUUUAUUGUAAAGUAAUGCUUCAAAGCAAAGACCUAUAUAGGCAUGUAGCAAAGUGUGCUAAGCAAACAAUAAAUGCUGCAACACAUGGCGAGACGAGCAUCUUGGGGGAUGUCACCGAGUCGGAGUUCUCUGAAAAGUUUCCGUCUGAAGUUUGGGAGAUACUUUCACCGAUGAAACAAGAUGAAAUUGUAUUUUUAAUUCAACAUGACUACCUUUUCAUGAAGAUGGCCCAGAGUCUUAUUGAGAACAGUGGAAAUGAUCCGACAAACCAAGAGCGCGUCAGACAGAAGUUGAGAAAAAUAGGAAGGCUCUUAAUAGAGCUCCAUGAUAAGAGAAUAGUGAGUUUUGAAGCAGCACUUAAACCCAGAAGCUUCUACAAAGUUGUUGCUGCUGUCAGAAACCUCUCUGGUUUUGAUGAAAAAAAGCAGAAGUACAGCAAACCGAGCCUUGCCUUGUUUUUUGUAAAGUCUCUGAAAAAACUGGGAGAAUUUGUUGUCGCACAGAGCGACAGCAGUAAGCGGGCCGUGAGAGAUGCUAACACAUUCAUGAUGCUGUGUGCGAAGGAGUGGAAGGAAACUGGCCCUCACAAAGAUGCACCUUCAUCAAGUGAACACAAAGUACACAGCCCCUCUACGAUACCGUUCACGCGUGACAUACAGACGUUCUACACGCACCUGGAAAAGACUUCUGCUUCUGCCAUUGAGUGCAUGAAGAAGUAUGAAACCCCUCAGAUGUAUAAUGCACUUUGCAGAGUCAUACUUGCACAGGUGUCAGUCUUAAACAAAUGCGCACCCGAGGUUUCAAAAAUUACCCUUAAGUCAUUCCAGGAGCGGGACGAGACUACCCAGGUGUUGUCCAAGCACUUUAUCAGGAUUAAUAUUGCAGGCAAGACUGGGCAGAACGUUGCUGUUUUGUUGACGUCUCAGCUCGUCAGCGCAUUAACGUUGCUUAUGAGCAAGAGACCAGCGUGCGGAGUACACGAAGACAAUCCUUUCUUGUUUGCAAAGCCAGACGGUUCAUCCACAAGCCUCUACCACGGAGGCCACUGUGUUCAGGUCUACACAAGAAUGUGCUCUGCAAAGAACCCAGAGCACCUCACGUCCGUGCAUUUUCACAAGCACAUUGCAAGAAUUUUUCAGAUUCUUAACUUGGAGAAUGACGAGCUACCUCACCUUGCUAAACUGCUGGGUCAUGACAUCCGGAUGGACAGGGAUUAUUAUCGGCUGCCCGAAGCGGCUGUUGAACUCGCAAAAAUUGCUAAACUGCUUCUGGCAAUGGAAAAAGGCUCUCUUGAAAGAUUCAAAGGAACCUCUCUGGAUGAGAUUGAGAUUGAAGAUGAAUUGGAGCCAGAUAUGGAGCAGGGCAGCUCUGUGGUGGACCGUGAAGAGUCAGAUUUUCUACCUCAGCAGAGCGAUGAUGUGGAUCAGCAAGGCGGACAGCUAACUCCUGAGCAGGAUGCCAUGCAGCACAUAAAGGCUUGCAAGGACAAAUCCUUCCUGAAGGAAAUGUUUAUUAAUUCCACUAAAGGGAGAGGUGUGUUCACCAGUAAAGCCAUUGAGCCAUCCAACUUUGUUGUUGAGUAUCGGGGGAACGUCUCAACCUGUGGAGAAACCCGUCCAGAGAAAUGUGUAGACACCCUCAACAAUUUCUUGUUUCAGUUUUCCUGGAACGGAACAAGCUGGUGCAUUGAUGCUUCUGCAGAGGAUGGGACUCUCGGACGACUCGUGAAUGAUGAUCACGUAAGCCCCAACUGCAAAAUGAAGAAAAUUGCUCAUGAGGGGAAACCACAUCUGUGCCUGUUUGCUCUGAAGAAAAUAUCUCCAGGCGAGGAGAUAACUUACAACUAUGGGCAGUCCUCUUACGCUUGGCGAUCAGCAGAUCAAAACAAAGAACCACAAACCUCAGAAAUGGAGACUGCAGCGUCUUCGACAGUGGAUGAAAGAGUGGAAAACUCAGAUGAGGAAUUCAGUUCUGCAGAAUGCUUCUCUGAUGAAGAUUAUGUCAUUGACAAUGAACCAAGCAAUGAUGACAGUUUUACCGAAAACGAUGACCAGGAUCAGGAAUUUGAAGAAAAUGCAGAUGACUCGAAGGCCGGUUCUUCCAAAGCGCCGAACGAUAUGUCGGACUCCGAUGAGUCUGACUCUGAUGGAAAGUCUAAAGAAACUUCCUUCACUAAGAGAAAUUACUGUUACGUUUGUGGGAAACCUCAAACUAAAAUUUCUCGUCACCUUUUCACGCAUAGAAAGGAAGAACCUGAAAUUGCUGAAGUGUACGCAAUGCGCAGGAACAGCAAGGAACGCAAAAAGCGUCUGGAGAUGUUGCGAAACAAAGGAAACUUCAAACACAACCAAGGAGUCUUGAAGGCUCGCAGAGGAAAACUGAAAGUGGAAAGAAAAUCGGAGAUGUCCACAUUUAAAACACUCGCCACUUGUGUAUAUUGUAAACGCAUGUAUGAUCGUAAAGUGGUGUGGCAUCAUAUGCAAAAGUGUCCCUCGAUGGCAUCCAAUAAACCUCCAGAAGGCGUUCAAAGUCAAAUCUUAACUUUGGUUGCCGCCACUGGACUAACGGACCCUGAACAGAUCUCAACAGGUGUGAAGAAGAUGUUGAAAAAAAUGAAGAAAGACGAUAUUUCCUCUGUAGUUUGCGAAGAUUCUUACAUAUUACAAUUGGCACAAUGUUGCUACCACAUGAGAGAGAAGAAACAGAAUCAGGGAUACGUCACUCAGAAGCUGAGGCAAAUGGCACGGAUCCUGAUAACGUUAAGAAAGAAGUCGAUAAACAGCUUCGAAGACGCAGUCAAGCCCCAAAACUUCAACGCCGUUGUAGAAGCUGUCCAGGAGAUUGCGGGCAUCAAAGAGGGGUCGAAGUCGUUUGACAAACCAUCUCUCGUUUGGAAGCUUGGAAAUUCGCUGAAGAAGAUCGCUGACAUUAAAUACGCCAGGGCUUUGAAGGAUGGUGAUGAAGAGGUGUUAGAGGAAGCUGAGGCAUUUAUUAAGCUGUGUACGAAAGAAUGGCCCUCCCAUGCAAAAUCACAACCAAAAACACCCUGCCAGCCAACCUUACAGUUUACACAAGAUGUGAUGCUGCUCUACAAGUGCCUGAACAGGACAACAGCUUCUGCAGUCCAGAGCCUGAUGAUGUAUGCAGUAACACCGGUCUACAACGCGCUUCUCAAAGUGGUACUUGCAUUCGUGUCCUUCUUAAACAAAAAUAUUCAGGAUGUUUCAAGGGUGACACUCCAGUCAUUCAAGGAAAGGGCUUCCGCAGAGCUUCAGGAAGAUGCUGCUGGUUCACAGACCCAGUUGGAGCAAAUUCUGUCCAAGCACAAAGUCACGAUUGGUGUUAGUAACUCAAAUGGAAAAUAUUUGCUCUUACUUUGA
Molecule: messenger RNA, 4538 nt
Organism: Maylandia zebra (zebra mbuna)
Lineage: Eukaryota; Metazoa; Chordata; Actinopteri; Cichliformes; Cichlidae
Source: RefSeq, a predicted model, not a curated record